Molecule: messenger RNA, 1353 nt
Organism: Paralichthys olivaceus (Japanese flounder)
Lineage: Eukaryota; Metazoa; Chordata; Actinopteri; Pleuronectiformes; Paralichthyidae
Gene: kcnj15
Product: potassium inwardly rectifying channel subfamily J member 15
Biological process (GO): potassium ion import across plasma membrane; regulation of monoatomic ion transmembrane transport
Cellular component (GO): plasma membrane
Molecular function (GO): inward rectifier potassium channel activity
Source: RefSeq, a predicted model, not a curated record
CUUUGUGUCUCAUCUCUGUUUUACCACUGUGCCAAAGUUCACUUUCACAACCCGGGACAAUAGGAGAAAGAAGACACUGAACUCGAUGUUCUGUGGCAGCUUCGUCUUACAGAUGAAUCGUGUGUGACCCUGAGACAACUGAACGCAAACACCUGUAACUCUACAGACAGCACGACGGGAUUCCUUUCCAACAUGAACAACAGGAGAGCAGCGGUCCAGCGGAGGAUUGUGGACAAGGACGGCCACAAUAAAGUGCGGAUUGACAAUGUGGAGGGCAUGGUCAAGCUUUACCUGCACGACAUCUGGACCACUGUGGUGGACAUGAAGUGGCGCUACAAAAUCACCCUGUUUGCUUCCACCUUCGUCAUGACUUGGUUCAUCUUUGGGGUCAUCUUCUACUUCAUUGGAAUGGGCAACGGAGACCUGGAGGGGAAUUUGAAUUCCAACCACACGCCCUGCGUGAUGAACGUGGAGACGCUGACCGGAGCCUUCCUCUUCUCGCUGGAAUCACAGACCACCAUCGGCUAUGGUUUUCGUUACAUCUCGGAGGAAUGUCCCCUGGCCAUCUUCACUCUGGUUGCUCAGCUCGUCAUCACUGGCCUGGCUGAGAUCUUCGUCACCGGCGCCUUUCUAGCCAAACUGGCUCGGCCUAAGAAGCGAGCGGAGACCAUCAAGUUCAGCCAGUUGGCGGUGAUCUGCCAGCACCAAGGAAAGCUGUGUCUGAUGGUGAGAGUGGCCAACAUGAGGAAGAGCCUCCUGAUCCAGUGUCACCUGACAGGAAAGCUCCUCCACUCAAAUGUGACAGAGGAGGGUGAGAAGACGCAGGUCUACCAGACCGCUGUUGACUUCCACAUGGACUCCAGUGGGGAGUGCCCUUUCCUCAUCCUCCCUCUUACUUUCUACCACAUUCUGGACGAGCACAGUCCGCUGGCAGGACUGAACGCAGAAAACCUCUACACUCGACCGUUUGAGCUGCUGAUCACCCUCAAUGCCACAAUGGAGUCGACGGCAGCCACGUGUCAGAGUCGCACCUCCUACGUUGCCCAGGAGAUCCUCUGGGGCUACGAGUUCAAGCCGGUGCUGUUCGGCACCACAGGCGGACGCUACGUGGCAGAUUUCAACUUUUUUGACAAGGUACAAGUGAGCAAUGACCCAUGCUUCCUCAAAAACAACUCAGAGAAGCUGAAGCUUGAGGAGGACUACAAAAAAGAAUAGAUGGUGGAUGAAAAGGAAAAAUGUGUUACAACAUAUAUAAGCUGAUUUAAGUCCCUUUUACUUGUAACAUGACUAUAAUACCUGACAUUGAAAUUAUUGGUUUUGUUUUGUAAAUAAAUGUUUCUUCAUUCAAUAAAA